Molecule: messenger RNA, 6366 nt
Organism: Dinoponera quadriceps
Lineage: Eukaryota; Metazoa; Arthropoda; Insecta; Hymenoptera; Formicidae
Gene: eag
Product: potassium voltage-gated channel protein eag
Exons: 13
Coding region: 187-3651 (1154 amino acids)
Biological process (GO): regulation of membrane potential; potassium ion transmembrane transport
Cellular component (GO): membrane
Molecular function (GO): voltage-gated potassium channel activity
Source: RefSeq, a predicted model, not a curated record
GGGCUGUGCCGUUCUGUGCUCGUCGCGAGGUACCCGGGAGUGAGUCCACAGGUGUAAGCACAGUGAUACCGCGCAGGGUCCUCGCGAUGUGUCGCGGCCGGCUCGAGAUCGUCCUAGCCGCGGGCUAGCCGAGGUCCUGACAGCCACCGCAGCGACCAGGAUCCGGGACCAUUCAAGCGAGAAAGGAUGCCAGGGGGGCGCAGGGGCCUGGUAGCCCCCCAAAACACCUUCCUGGAGAACAUCAUACGACGCAGCAGCAGUCAACCCGACAGCAGCUUCCUACUGGCAAACGCCCAGAUCGUCGACUUCCCGAUCGUCUAUUGCAACGAGAGCUUUUGCAAGAUCUCCGGCUACAACCGUGCCGAGGUUAUGCAAAAGUCAUGCCGUUGCGGAUUCAUGUACGGGGAACUGACGGACAAGGAAACGAUCGCCAGGAUCGAGGAGUGCCUCGAGGGCCAGAUCCACGAUCAAUUCGAGAUCCUACUGUACAAGAAGAACAAGACACCGUUAUGGCUGCUCCUGCAAAUAGCGCCCAUCAAGAACGAACGGGACCUCGUGGUCCUGUUCCUGCUGACGUUUCGAGACAUCACCGCCUUGAAACAGCCCAUCGAGACGGACGACAGCAAAGGCGGCCUCUCCAAAUUCGCCAAACUCGCCAGAUCGGUCACCAGAUCGAGAUCGGUCCUAGUUUCUCAGUUCAGCUCACACCUGCCGGCCCUGAAGGAUACCGCCGUGCCGACCACCGCCAAACAAUCGCACUUGGCUCAUAUGAUGUCCUUAAGCGGCGAUGUUAUGCCGCAAUACAGACAAGAAGCCCCGAAAACACCACCGCACAUUUUACUGCAUUAUUGUGCAUUUAAGGCGAUCUGGGACUGGAUCAUUUUGUGUUUGACCUUUUACACAGCCAUCAUGGUGCCGUACAACGUCGCGUUCAAGAACAAGACCAGCGAGGACGUCUCCCUCCUGGUCGUCGACAGUAUCGUCGACGUGAUAUUUUUCAUCGACAUCGUACUCAAUUUUCACACAACGUUCGUCGGCGCCGGCGGCGAAGUGGUGUCCGAUCCGAAGGUGAUCAGAAUGAACUACCUGAAGUCCUGGUUCAUCAUCGAUCUGCUGAGCUGUCUGCCGUACGACGUUUUCAACGCCUUCGAUCAUGACGAGGACGGGAUAGGUAGCCUGUUCUCGGCCCUGAAGGUGGUACGGCUGCUGCGGCUCGGCAGAGUCGUACGCAAGCUAGAUCGGUAUCUGGAGUAUGGAGCCGCGAUGCUCAUUCUUCUGCUCUGUUUCUACAUGUUGGUUGCUCACUGGCUGGCCUGUAUCUGGUAUUCGAUAGGGAGAUCGGAUGCCGACAAUGGGGUACAGUAUUCCUGGCUGUGGAAGUUGGCCAAUGUUACCCAGUCACCGUACAGCUACUUGUGGACCAAUGCCAGCACCGCACCCGAACUAGUAGCUGGCCCGUCACGUCGCACGAUGUAUGUCACUGCUCUUUACUUCACAAUGACUUGCAUGACCUCCGUGGGCUUCGGGAACGUUGCGGCCGAGACCGACAACGAGAAGAUUUUUACCAUCUGCAUGAUGAUCAUUGCUGCCUUACUGUACGCCACGAUCUUCGGUCACGUCACCACGAUCAUCCAGCAAAUGACGUCCGCCACCGCCAAAUAUCACGACAUGCUGAACAACGUGAGGGAGUUCAUGAAGCUACACGAGGUGCCCAAGGCUCUCAGCGAGCGCGUCAUGGAUUACGUCAUCAGCACGUGGGCGAUGACGAAGGGUCUAGACACUAACAAAGUUCUCAACUACUGCCCCAAGGAUAUGAAGGCCGACAUUUGCGUGCAUCUUAACCGGAAGGUCUUCAACGAACACGGUGCCUUCAGGUUAGCGUCCGACGGGUGCCUGCGCGCUUUGGCGAUGCACUUUACGAUGUCGCACAGCGCGCCUGGCGAUCUGCUCUAUCACACGGGCGAAUCCAUCGACUCCCUGUGCUUCAUCGUGACCGGCAGCCUCGAGGUGAUUCAGGACGACGAAGUGGUGGCGAUACUGGGCAAGGGCGACGUCUUCGGCGACAGCUUCUGGACGAACUCGUCGGUCGGCCAGAGCGCGGCGAACGUCAGGGCGCUCACUUACUGCGAUCUGCACACGAUCAAGCGGGAUCGGCUUCUGGAGGUAUUGGACUUCUAUCAGGCUUUCGCGAACUCCUUCGCCAGGAAUCUGAUCCUGACUUACAAUCUGAGCCAUCGGCUGAUCUUCCGGAAGGUCGCCGAUGUACGCCGGGAGAAGGAGCUGGCUGAGAGGAGGAAGAACGAGCCGCAGCUGGACCAAGCUCAGGAUCAUUUAGUCCGCAAGAUCUUCUCAAGGUUCAAGACCGACGGGGAAGGCCAGAUCGGCGUGACCAGGACCGUGAGCGGACGGUCCCAGCAGGAUUCCGACGAGGAGCUCACCGUGAACGUCCUGCCGCCAUGGCCGAGUUUUAGGUUUCGCAGAGAGAGGCCGCACACCGAUGUGGAGAAGGGCGACGGCAAGGACGCCAAGGAUGGCGAGACGUCGCACUCCAGGAAGCAGUCCACCACCGAGGAAGGAACAACAACCGUGACCAAGGCGAGACCAGGCAAAUGGGGUCGUUUAUUAGGUAGCUCGAGUCUGGACUCCGGCAGCGAGUCGGGCACGGCAGCCGACACCUUCAAGAGGUCCCUCAGCGCGAGGGAUCCGCGUCCGAGUUCCAGCGCCGGCACCAACAAGGUCUUCCCGAAGCUCGGCAAACUGAGCGGCACGAUCGAGGAGGGUGGUGACGCCGCCGAGAACCCGAAGGACGCGCAGCAACCGCAGCAACAGCAGCAAUCGGCGCAGCAGCAGACCCUCGCGGUCGACUCGAAACAGCUGCAGCUGCGCCGCCUAGAGAGCUACGACGGCGGCCUGAUCACCGCGCAGCCGAGCCACGAGCGCGAGAUCCUCGCUGCAGUGCUGGAAGUGAAGGUGGACCUGAAGCUGGAGGUGCAGAGGGUGAAUCAGAGACUGGCCAAGAUCGAGGACAUGCUGCAGGCGUUGAUGAACAGGCUGCCGGCCGCGGGGACGCCGUCCGGUGGCGGCGGCAACGGCGGCGGCGGUCCCCAGAAGGGCCCGAAUUUCGGGAACGGCGCGCCGAAUCAGUCGGGCAUCACGUUCGUCCAGUCCGGCACUCAGACCACCGAGUACAAGCCGUCGAUCGCGACCACGUCGACGUCGACGACGCCGAGCGAGGGCUACCGGGAGCAGUCGACCGCGACGGAGCGCAUGCCGAAGAGCCAGGAGCACCACCAUCAUCAUCACCAUCACCACCAGUCGGCGGAGCGGCUCAAGGAGACCGCCGACCGGCUGGCCGGGGCGUCUUCGAGGGACGUGAACAAGGAGCUGCUGGAGCGGCUGGCGCAGGCUUCCACGUCGCGCGGCGACGACUCGAACGCGCUCGGGCCGCUGAUUCUGCGCAAGCGCAGGAGCAAGUCGCGCAACAAGGGCGCGGCGCCGCUCGCCCCGCUCGCCACGCAGCCGGUCAGCCCGUCCGAGGCCACGGAGACGACGCAGAUGUUGGAGUGCACCGACGACCGGGAGCCGAGUGCCGACCGGACCGAGCGGUCCGAGCGCAAGAGACCACCGCCCCGACCGAGGGAAUAUUUGUGAAAGUUCUUCACGCGUUGCGACCGGACGCGGCGAUUUCUCUGCUGCCUCGUCGCGAGGCAGCUCGCGAGCUUCGCCCGGCGCGAAUCGCUGCGAAAUCGCUGAGGCGAUUGCGCCUCGCUCCCGAAUUGUACACAUCGAAGAACAGCUACCGUUUCGUUGCAUUCGCUCGCACGUGGGAUCGUUCGUUCGAUCGAUCGAUCGAUCGGCCAGUCGGUCGGUGGGAUAAUCGGUUUUUUUCAUGACGGAAGAUUCACGGCCGGUCGCUUCGCACACGCGAUCACGCCGGUUCUUCUCGCGUGUGUCCGCGUCCGCCCGGUGCAAACCUGGAGCUUCGGGAGCUUCUCUGCGUGUCACCGUCGACGAAUAACAACUCGUGCCGAUGAUUAUGUCCAUACCUCGGUAACAUGUACGUAUAUUUGAUCCUGGAACACCAUACUUGGGUGUACCACACUCACGCUGUUAUUGAUAUGCCCGUUGUUUUUAUGUAAUGAGUGGUAGGGGGAAUUGGAAUUGGCGGGGGGGAAAACUUCCAUUUUCCCUCUACGACUCCUCAUACCGCGCAAGCCCCAUGCUUUUGCGUCAUACCACUGUUUCUUAUUUUUUUCUGAAAAGUUACGUCCUUUCCAUCUUUGAAAAGUGACUAUCCCUUUUAUACUUUUCCCAAAAUUGACUCUUUCUUAAACGUUGAUCGUGAUUACAGUGACACAAAAAUGUCUAUAAAUAUCCACUUUUCGAAGAGUCAUUGAUGGUUGAAUAGUGUUGGGUGCAGUACAUCCGGUGUGGCGAGAUCAGGACUCGCAGGAAGUGUGGUGUUCUGGAGUUAAAGAAGGAGGAAGAGGGAGAGAGAGAGAGAGAGAGAGAAAUACAUAUAUAUAUAGAAGAGCUCCAUUUUCGCUAAUCGCUUUUCAAGACGCGAGUGGAGAAGCAGAAGAAGAGCAAGUAAGAAAAGGAAGAACAAGAAGAAGAUACGGAAUAGAGACGGUGGUUUUGGGAUAGCAGACGAGAGAUGAGCUCUCGACAGCGGCUGUGAGGAAGCCGCUGAGAAGUAAUUCCGCGGGAUCGGAAAGCGACGACGAACGGGGUAACGAGGUAAAUAAACGCAGUCUUAAAAUACGAAUUACUCGCUUGCGACGGCUUCUUCGAGACAUCGAAAACUCUCCGAGGGGGUAUUACUCGCCUUGUACACACGACGUAGACGUAGGUUCACGCGUAUCGUAGCGGACUUCGCGGUAGGAUCAUCGGCGAUUACGCGAUUAGAUUUCUAAGCCUCCGGUCACGGAUCGGAAUGUUCACGUGAACGUUCGCGUUCACGGCACACCGAGCCAGCGACGUCUCUCUUUUUCUCGAAGGGGAGGAAGAGAAGAAGGAGGAGGCAGCGUUUUGUACUCGUUUGGUUGUGCGGGACGUGCUCGGACGUUCUGAGAUCCGCGAGAAGAAAAAGACAAAAGAAAACUCCCCACGAACGCGUACGCGUCUCUUCUUUUUCUUCCCUCAUUUUUUCUUUCUUUUCGGACACGCAUGACGCGAACGACGACGACGCCGUCGGGAUAAUUGGGGCGGAAGCGGGAACGACCGGGCUCGAGCGCGAAAAAUCGGGGAUAAUCGAGUCGUUUUCGACGUUCACACUCAAACAAGUCAAUGGAAUUGCAAACGAUCGUCGUUUCUGUCCAAGAUAAAACCGCGAACUGUUGCAUAUUGCACGCGCCCCGCGAUCCUCGGUUUUGAAAACGAGCGCCGAGCGAGUGCGCGUUCGAAUUCACCCCGCGUCGAAUCCGAUCUCCAUUUUUAUCGUCGCGCGCGCUCUGCCCUUGUCGACGCUUAAUCAAAAUCCAACGUUCCGCAUCGUGUCACUUUCGGUGUCGCGCGAAUCACCGGGACACGUUGGGGAUGGUCGUUACGACCUGAAGUACAAUCGCUCUGUUAUCGUUCCUGUUUGGCCGCUUCGUCAUUAAUGUUGAUGAUAAUUGAGUCUUGUCGCGAUUCACGCGACGACGUGCGCCGAAGCUCGCAGGAGGGAAGCUCGGAUUUCGGGGGAGUCUGUUCGUCAGAGGUUGACGAGGGUAAGCGACGCGUCUCUCAGGAGGAGGAUGAGAGAGAGAGAGAGAGAGUGCAGUCUCUCCCGUGCGAAUAAAUAUUGUUACGCAGGAAUGGUGCUACGCUCGCAAAUUCGUAUGACGCGCAUACGGAGCCAAAUAGCAAUAUUAGAUGUAUAUAUUACCUUGUAAUAUGACAUGUAUAUAUAUUCGCAUUAUUAUAUAUUGCCCAUACAAGCGUGGGAGAGCCGGUGAGAGCUGCCGGUGAGAAUAGCGACGAAUCCGCCGACAAGUUAAUAAAUUAAUAAGCCGAUGAACCAAUUAAUUAAUUUUUGGCGAGCCCUCGUUUUGAUCGAGCCCGACAAAUUGGAAUUAUUCACAACGAGUUACACGCGGGAGUCCAAAGUAAUUAGCUGGCGUCGGUAAUCGUGGGAUAUUCUAAUUUCAUAAUUUUUCUCUUUGAUACAAUAUCUCUCUUCUUAAUUAUAUUUCUUUCGCCAGGGAUCAGUCGGAACGCGGUAGAAAGUUUGAUCUCCCGGGUGACGGUGGAAAAACGAAAGCGCGAUUCUCAUCGGCGAUGUCAUUCGAUCAAAUCGAAAGUAUAGUGGCAAACACGCGUACACACACACACACACACACACACACACACACACACACACACACGCAUAUACAUACACACACA